Molecule: messenger RNA, 1572 nt
Organism: Prosopis cineraria
Lineage: Eukaryota; Viridiplantae; Streptophyta; Magnoliopsida; Fabales; Fabaceae
Product: nucleoside-triphosphatase-like
Exons: 9
Coding region: 27-1454 (475 amino acids)
Biological process (GO): nucleoside diphosphate catabolic process
Cellular component (GO): membrane
Molecular function (GO): nucleoside diphosphate phosphatase activity
Source: RefSeq, a predicted model, not a curated record
ACAAGUUGGAGGCAUGGAGGUUAUAAAUGGAAGGGGGGUGGAAAGGCGAGGAAGGAGUGGGAGAAGCAAGCAUGGAGUGGCGAGUGGGGGUGUGGAUAUGGUGCGUGGUGGCGGUGGGGACGGCGGCGUGGUGCGACGGCGAUGAGUUCACACACCGGAAACUGGGGGCUCUGCAUCCCAAAUCCACGAGCAAUACCUCGUCUAGCAACUCCUCCUACGCUGUGAUACUUGACAGCGGCAGCACCGGCACCCGCCUUCACGUCUUCCACUUCAACCAGAGCUUAAAUCUGCUUUACAUCGGCGACGAUUUUGAGUACUACUACAAGGUGACGCCGGGGCUGAGUUCGUACUCGAGCAAUCCGGAGGAGGCGGCAGAAUCGGUGAUGCCGCUGCUGACGAAAGCGGAGAGUGUGAUUCCGGAGGAGUCUCGCUCCGUCACCCCCCUCCGCCUCGGGGCCACUGCGGGUUUGAGAUCUUUAGACACCAAUACUUCUGGACUCAUCUUGCAAGCCGUGAGGGAUGUCGUGAAGAGCAAUACCUCAUUCGAGGUGGAGUCAGAUGACGCGAUAGCCAUUCUCAGUGGAAACCAAGAAGGAUAUUAUCUAUGGGUGACGGUGAACUAUCUGCUGAAUAAGCUGGGCGAAGAGUAUCCAAACACGAUAGGAGUGGCAGAUCUGGGAGGAGGAUCGGUUCAGAUGGCUUAUGCCAUCUCAGAGGAUGUGGCUGCCAAUGCUCCCUCUAAUGCCCCUAAUGGAGACGCUUACGUCACUAAGAUUUACCUCGGCGGAUCCUUGUAUCACAUCUACGUUCACAGUUACUUGAACUUCGGUAAAGAAGCAUCCCGUGCAGAGAUCUUAAAUCUGACCGGUGAUUCUGACAACCCUUGUAUUUUAACCGGCUUCAAUGGGACCUACGAAUACGAAGAUGUUGAGUACAGAGCGUCGGCGCCGGCGAACGGGUCAAGCUUCAGUGAAUGCAGGAACACAGUUCUGAAGCUUUUCGACUUUAACACCACGUGUGCACACAAGAACUGCACAUUUGGGGGCGUUUGGAACGGUGGAGGCGGACCAGGCCAGAAACAGCUUUACCUCGCCACUUCCUUCUAUUACCUCGCCGUUCAGGCAGGUUUUGCAGACCCGAACAAAACGAGCAGCGAGGUUCGUCUAAUAGAUUACAAGAUAACAGCAGAGCUUGCUUGCAAGACAACAUACGACGAGGCCAAUACUACUUUCCCACUGAUAGACGAGGACGUGCUGGCAUAUACGUGCAUGGAUCUUGUAUACCAGUACACCUUGCUGGUCGAUGGAUUUGGUCUGGAUCCAUGGGAAGUGGUGACGGUCGUGAACCAGAUAGAAUAUGAAGGUUCCUACUUGGAUGCAUCGUGGGCCCUGGGCAACGCCAUUGAAUCUAUUUCUUCUUUAUCUGCAUUCAAACCAUUAAUGUACCUCGCAUAAUAAGUAUGCUAUAUCUAAUUAUAUCAUCUGUGCUGAAGGGAAGAGCUAAAUGUAUGAGCCCACUUCUCAAACAUGCAUGACCAUGAUGUUUUCAAUAAAGCUCCUUUUUCCCCCUCUA